Messenger RNA from Helianthus annuus (common sunflower), 3924 nucleotides. RefSeq lists its product as uncharacterized. The record is from RefSeq and is a predicted model, not a curated record. Lineage: Eukaryota; Viridiplantae; Streptophyta; Magnoliopsida; Asterales; Asteraceae. Bases 1 to 3924 code for a protein of 1307 amino acids. The transcript has 8 exons. Gene Ontology annotation, molecular function: DNA helicase activity. Gene Ontology annotation, biological process: DNA repair; telomere maintenance.
AUGACUAAUGGACUCUCAAACCCUCGAAAUCAUGCUUCUAGCUCGAGUGCAUCUACUAAAGCUGAAAAACGAAAAGAGUAUCAAAAAAGAUACUAUGCUGCACGCAAAGAAAAUAACAAAGUAUCUAAAUUUGGGAGUGGUGAUGCCCCCCAAAGUGCUUCAUCAAUAUCUUUAAUGAAUAAUAGGUCAACAGAAAGGACACUGUUAAGAAGUUUACAAACUAAUAUUACUCAAUUUCCACAAACAACAAAUGAGAACGCCUCAAGUGUUUCUACUACAAAAUGCAAGGAGUACAAUAAAGGAUGUUCUAAUACACCAAACGAUAAUGGAAUGCGUAUUUCAAAUGGCAGUCAAGUCAACCAAACCCCGAUAGAUGAUGUUACGCCGACAACCACAUUCCCAUCUGUAAUUGACGUAGUCAGGCAUAGAACAUCACGAGGUAUUCAAAUUCAUCCGCGUACUUUAUUACCCCAAUUUGCUGAAGUAGUUGAUCAACCUUCCCUCCAACAUGGGAGCGUAGAAGAUGAUCCUUAUAAUUUUGUUUACAAUGGUGUACCUGGAGAGCAUCGUGUUUUAAAGGAACGAGGCGCAUGUCCUAAUUGUGGAGCAAAACGAUUUCAAUUUGAAUUUGAUACCUUUUGUUGUAUGAGUGGGAAAACCGUGUUAGCAAACUUAGAAAUUCCAGAGGAAUUGUACCGACUUUUCACGUCUCAAGAUGAAAUUGGAGAUAUGUUUAGGCAAAACAUCCGUGCUUAUAACACCAAUUUUUCUUUUGCCUCAAUGGGUGUGACAUUGGAUGACACAUUGAACAAUAUGAGAGACGGCGUAUAUACUUUUCGUGCACAUAAAGGAAUAUAUCACAGAAUCGACCAAUUAGUUCCGAGGGAUGGGACUCCUAGGUACUUGCAGUUGUAUUUUUACGAUCCUGAUACUGAGUUAGAUCACAGACUCCGAUGGCCAAAUAUUGAUCGGCGUAUUACUCAGACUUUAACACGCGUUCUUUCUACAAACCCAUAUGUCGAUACAUUUAGAAGACUUGCGGAACUAGGACCUCUGGACAACUAUAGAGUCACUUUGAAUACUUCGGUUGAACUUGACCAAAGGGUGUACAACCGACCAACGACAUCGGAGGUUGCUGUGUACGGUAGGUCUGAAUAUAGACAAACUAUUCAGCCGUACUUCAGUUGUUACGAUCCAUUGUCGUAUCCUCUAUUUUUUCCUAAUGGUGAGUCGGGUUGGCAUGCUAACAUACCACGUCAAGGAGUAUCAAUCAAUGAGGUUCGCAACAAUGACAACAUCGAAGGAGAAAUGGAAGAGGCUAACACACGAAGUGGUAGAACAACCGUGGCUAUGCGAGAGUACUACUGUUACAAGUUCCAGAUUCGAUCUACCGAUAAUGUGCUUUUGUUCGGUGGUAGGCUGCUACAGCAGUUUGUGGUUGAUGUUUACAUCAAAAUUGAGACGUCACGCUUAGAAUUUUGUGAGAGAAACCAGGAUAAGAUUCGGGCCGAAUUGUACCAAGGUAUUGUGGAUUGCGUCAAUACUGGCGAGGUUCAUGCAAACAGAGUCGGGAAAAGAAUUGUGUUGCCUGCAUCUUUCAUCGGGGGGCCUCGCGACAUGCGACGUCGGUUUUUAGAUGCGAUGACGUUAGUUCAAGACGACGGCAAGCCUGAUGUAUUCCUUACAAUGACAUGUAAUCCUAAGUGGCCUGAGAUAUGUGAUAACUUACAUGUUGGUCAAACUGCUACAGAUCGUCCAGACCUUGUUUCAAGAGUGUUCCGGGCUAAAUUAGAAGAUCUUAAGGAUCAACUCUUCAAGAAACAUGUCCUCGGGGAAGUUAAGGCAUACGUCUAUGUCAUUGAAUUUCAAAAGCGGGGUUUGCCGCAUGCACAUUUUCUCCUAAUCAUGUACCCGCAACACAAGAUCAAUAACGCGGACCAUUAUGAUAAGGUUGUGUGUGCUGAAAUUCCUAACAAACUAACACAUCCCAGAUUGCAUGAGAUGGUUGUCAAGAACAUGAUUCACGGUCCUUGCGGCAAUUUACGAUCAAGCAGUCCUUGUAUGCAGGGUGAUCCUAAAAUUUGUCGUUUUCGCUAUCCUAGACAAUUUAACGAACAGACGACACAAGGAGAAGAUUCGUAUCCGUUGUAUCGAAGGAGAGACACCGGGAUAGAAGUGGACCUACGAGGACAAACACUUGAUAAUAGAUGGGUGGUCCCAUAUAACCCAAGGCUUUUGAUGAUGUUUAACUGCCACAUGAAUGUUGAAGUUUGCUCAAGUAUAAAAUCUGUGAAAUAUCUUUUCAAAUAUGUUUAUAAAGGACAUGACAAACAGGUUAUUCAAGUCGAUCAAAGUGAGCCAGGGGUUGUUAUUCAUGAGAUAAAAAGAUUUCAAGAUGCACGCUACAUAUCGCCCCCAGAGGCUAUGUGGCACAUUUUUUCCUUCUCUCUUUCUCAAAUCUUUCCUGCUGUUCUAGCCUUACAACUUCAUCUCCCAAAUAAUCAGAUGGUUAGAUUUAGAGAUGAUGACUUGAUGCCUAAUAUUGUUGAUAGGGAAAGGGAUAAGAGAACCAUGCUAACAGCAUUUUUUGAUCAGAAUAGAAACGAUACUCAUGGAUACCUCAGACACAGGAGAUUCGGACACUACUGGACCCCGACCCAUGGAGUCAGACGAGGUUAUGUCAUCAGAGCACGAGGUCAGCCACUUGGCGAUGUUCCUGUUGAUGAUAUUCCUUUGUUAGAUGCUGACCAUGUUGUUGAUCCUCUUGUUGACCCUCCGAUCGCUGACGUCCCAGUUGACCCUCAUGUCGAUCAUAUUGAUCCAGUUGUUGCUCACGUUGAUCCUGUUUUAGCUCCUGUUGAUCCCUUACCUAUUGAGCCCGAGCAUGCUCUGUUUGCAGAGCACAUGGAUCCCCCUGACGAGGAGGCUCAGCACGUUAAUGGUCAACGGUGUGCGACAUUUCGGAAAGCAGCUCUUGAGUUAGGCUUAAUAGAAGACGAUGAAUAUCUAUCACAAUGUCUCGAAGAAGCCUCUACGUUUCAGUUUCCCAAUGCUCUUAGAAGGUUAUUUGCGACCAUAAUGAUUUUUUGCCAACCUAGAGAUAUUCGAAAGUUAUGGAAUGACCACUUUGAUUCACUAUCUGAAGAUCAUCGGUUACACUGUCAAAGUAUAGAACGAGUUCAAAAUAUGGUUCUUACCGAAAUAAGUGUCUUGGUACAAUUCGACCUUCCUAAGAUAACAGACGAUGUUAACUUACAAGAUGCAGGUUAUCGUGAGUUACAAGAAGAGUAUGGGAUUGUUUUGGAACCAGAACACUUGAGUGCCAAACAUUCACUUAAUCCGGACCAAAAAAACGUGUUUGAUGAGAUCAUGAUGCAUGUUGAUAAUGAUCUUCCAGGCGUGUUCUUUAUUGAUGGUCCAGGUGGAACUAGAAAAACAUUUUUGUACAUUGCCUUGCUUGCUGAAAUUCGGUCACGUGGUCUUAUUGCUCUCGCAACAGCUUCAUCAGGUGCAGCGGCUAAUAAUAUGCCAGGAGGUAGAACGGCUCACUCGAGAUUCAAGAUUCCUCUUAAUCUUGAAAAUAAUUCAAUGUGCAAUAUUAAAAAACAGAGUGGGGCCGCUAAACUGAUUCGCUCUGCCAAAAUAAUCAUAUGGGAUGAAGCGUCGAUGGCUAAACGACAAGCGAUAGAGGCAGUCGAUCGUACAUUCCAAGACAUUAUAGGUGUUAGUCUCCCAUUUGGUGGAAAGAUAAUGGUUAUGGGAGGUGACUUCAGACAGGUGUUGCCGGUUAUUAAACGUGGCACUCGAGCACAGAUUGUAGACUCCAGCUUACGAAUGUCACCUCUUUGGUCUUUGACUAAGAAGAUGCGGUUGACCAUAAAUAUGAGAGCGCUGAAAGAUCCAUGGUUUUCUAAAUUUCUUUAA